Molecule: messenger RNA, 1965 nt
Organism: Clavispora lusitaniae ATCC 42720
Lineage: Eukaryota; Fungi; Ascomycota; Pichiomycetes; Serinales; Metschnikowiaceae
Gene: CDC27
Product: anaphase promoting complex subunit
Biological process (GO): protein ubiquitination; metaphase/anaphase transition of mitotic cell cycle; anaphase-promoting complex-dependent catabolic process
Cellular component (GO): cytoplasm; anaphase-promoting complex
Molecular function (GO): protein binding
Source: RefSeq, a predicted model, not a curated record
AUGGAGCCUGACCCACUCUAUGUAAUUCAGCAGCUCCGAUCCAUUGUGAUCCAUUCGCUUGACACAUUCAACUUCAAGAAUGCUGAGUUUGCAUGUGAACGGCUACUCGCCGCAGCGCCUGAAGAUCCAGAUUCAGUAUAUUUAUAUGCGCUAACUCUCUAUCGGCAAGGGAAGUACAAAGCAGUGUACAAUCACACGUUAGAAGAAGGAGACAUUGAACACUUGGGCUGUGCUUACAUCUUCGCCCGGCUGUGCUUGCAUUUGCAGCGCUACAAAGAAGGUGUCUUUCGCUUAGUCAGUGUUGCCCAUUUGUACAACGAAAACCGCCUCAGAGAGCAUGAGAGCGAACACGAAAACGGUAUAUUUGAUGACAAACUGGGCCAGCAGCCGCCUUUUUUCUUCCUGCUUUCGAUGCAACGACACAACUACGAAGUUUCUCGGCUGAUUUAUCCUGACGCGUCAGCCAUCUACCAUCUUUUGGGUGAUUUGUGCAAAGCUCAAGGUGAUCUCAAAAAUAGUGCACUUAAUUACCAAGAAGCUCUUCGAUUCAACGCUUUUGAUUUCGAGGCGUUCCAGGAACUUCUGCGUAUGGGCGUGAAAGUGGCAGUCAAAUCUCUAUACAAAGCACCAACCCAACGUUUUUCUGUAAACGGACCUCUACUACUGUCAUUAGGGAAUCAAGAAGAUCUUUUCUCCAAACCGGACAUUCCGGCAGUGCCUAAUCCCUUUGCCACUACGCCGCGGCAACAUACUUUGGCUGAUGUUUCAACACCUCGUGCUCCAGAUCCGCUUUCUCGCCGUCCAACAGGCGAGAUUGAACCACUUCGACCGGCCAUAGGACCCCGCACUCGCUCGCGCCUGUUUUCGUACACUAAGAAGCCUGACUUAGCACAUCCUGAUAAUCGGGGCCUCAAACGUGCCAUCCAAUCAGAACGGCCAUAUGUGGAACCCGUGGUUGGUGUAUCCAAAGAAGUGGAUUCUGCUGAUGCUUUUUUGCGCCGCCUCUACAUGUUGUUCGCGAAGCUGUUUAAAUGUUUCAGCAAAUAUGACUGUUACAAGGCAAUUCGUAUUCUUGAGUCGCUUCCAGAGAACGAGCGUGAUACGCCAUGGGUGCUUUCCAAGCUUGGCCGCUUACAUUACGAAAUUGUUAAUUAUAAACAGUCGGAGAAGUUUUUUAUUCGUUUGCGCCAACUUGAUCGCACCCGACUCGAGGAUAUGGAGUUUUACUCCACUUUACUCUGGCACCUCCACAAGAAAACCGAACUUGUGUACUUGGCCAAUGAGCUCCAUGAUAUUGACUCGAAACUGGCAAUCACCUGGUGUGUUAUGGGCAACAUGUUUUCCCUCAAUCGCGAGCCUGACGAAGCCAUCAAAUGCUUCAAUAAGUCUAUUGCUUUAGACUCUUCUUUCACGUAUGCACAUACACUUAAGGGUCAUGAGUAUUUCGGAGCUGACAAUUAUGAACGAGCAUUGGACUGUUUCCGUUUUUCGCUUUUACUUGAUCCACGUCACUACAACGCAUUUUACGGUAUCGGAAUGGUAUACAUUAAUUUGGGAGAAUAUCACAAGGCAGAUUAUCACUUCCGUAAUGCUGUUGCAAUAAAUCCAAUCAAUAUAAUCCUCAUUUGCUGUGUGGGUAUGGUACUAGAAAAAUUGGGUAAGAAAACAUUAGCCUUGCGUCAAUACGAGCUUGCCAACCGACUUCAACCAUUGAGUGCGUUGCCCAUAUUUAAAAAGGCACAACUACUCUUUUCCAUGCAACAGUUUCCCCAAGCACUCAAACAGUUCGAGCUUGUCAAGGACUUGGCACCAAAUGAAGCUUCGGUGCAUUUUCUUUUGGGGCAGCUCUACAACAUUCAAAACGAUCGUUUCCUGGCUAUACGGGAAUUCACUAUUGCGCUUAAUUUAGAUCCCAAAGGAAAUUACCUAAUCCGAGAAGCUAUGGAGAUGUUAAAAAAAGAGUGA